Molecule: messenger RNA, 7179 nt
Organism: Condylura cristata (star-nosed mole)
Lineage: Eukaryota; Metazoa; Chordata; Mammalia; Eulipotyphla; Talpidae
Gene: CALN1
Product: calneuron 1
Exons: 6
Coding region: 374-1033 (219 amino acids)
Molecular function (GO): calcium ion binding
Source: RefSeq, a predicted model, not a curated record
UAGAGGAGCGCGCCGUGCUGGGGGUGCGGGGCACACAUCCCCAGACGGGUGCAGAGGACAAGGACAGGGAGGAACGCGCUCAGAUCGCGCUCAGAGCCAACGAGGGGCUCGCGCCGGCCCCGGCGCGCGCUUGGGGAGCGGCCCGGGGGCGCCGUGGGAGCCGGCGGCAGCGAGGAUGCCGGCGCGGGGACGCGGCUGCCGGCUGGGGGUGUGAGCGUGAAGGCAGCGCUCAGCCCGCUCGGCUUCUGCAUCCGUGCCGCCCCCUCCCUGCGGGCCUCGGAGGAAGCCCCCGGCUCCACGCGGAGGCGCCUCGGAUCCCAGCUUCGGGGCGGCGGGCCCGAGCGGCCGGCUCCAGCCCAGCGCGAGGGAGAAGAUGCCUUUCCAUCAUGUGACCGCCGGCCUAUUGUACAAGGGCAAUUACCUCAACCGGUCCCUCUCUGCUGGCAGUGACAGCGAGCAGCUUGCUAAUAUCUCUGUGGAGGAGCUCGACGAAAUCCGAGAGGCCUUUCGGGUUCUGGAUCGAGAUGGGAAUGGCUUCAUCUCCAAGCAGGAACUGGGAAUGGCCAUGCGUUCUUUGGGGUACAUGCCAAGUGAGGUGGAGCUGGCCAUCAUCAUGCAGCGCCUGGACAUGGAUGGGGAUGGCCAGGUGGAUUUCGACGAAUUCAUGACAAUUCUCGGUCCCAAACUGGUGUCUUCAGAAGGUCGGGAUGGUUUUCUUGGAAACACAAUAGAUAGCAUAUUCUGGCAGUUUGACAUGCAAAGAAUAACUCUGGAAGAAUUGAAGCACAUCCUCUAUCAUGCCUUCCGGGACCACUUGACGAUGAAAGAUAUUGAGAACAUCAUCAUCAACGAGGAGGAGAGCUUGAACGAGACCUCGGGGAACUGCCAGACAGAGUUUGAAGGAGUGCAUUCCCAGAAACAGAACAGACAGACGUGUGUCCGGAAGAGCCUCAUCUGCGCCUUCGCCAUGGCCUUCAUCAUAAGCGUCAUGCUGAUUGCGGCCAAUCAGAUCCUCCGGAGCGGCAUGGAGUAGCAGCCUCGUGCCACCGCGCUGCUUCCCAGCUCAUUGCGCAUGUGCAUGCCCUGCGGGCAGACUCUUCCUCCACAAACGCAGAUAAGGAUGAUGCAGACCUGGCACAGUUCAGUGAAGAACCCUCGGUUGCAGUGCAACCGGUGUUGCAAAUCAACUUUAUCUCCUUGGCAGGGACACAAAAGGGCUGUCUUAAAUGCUUUACUGGUUUUGUUUCCUAAUGCAAUAAAUAGCCAGGCGUUCUGAAGGAUCGCUUCAACCACCUGUAGUAACUCCGAAGGGAAACUUCAUUUUCAUCUCGGAAUUCCAGUGACCAUACAGGUUGGUGGUGUGAGAGAACUGGAGAGAGACGUGAACACGCAGGCACCUCCGUGCCCCAGUCUUUCAACCCCAGGGUCAGCUGGAGAAGCCACCCCCUGAGGCAACCCUCAGUCCCAAGAGGUUGACUUCUGUGUUACUACCGAAGAGGGAAGAGGGGGCUUUCCAUCUCGCCUGGCUUCCUUCCUCCACCCAGUGGAGACCACCCCCAAGGCAUGAGGGGAGAGCCAUCGAAUGGGGUGCAGCGCCUGGUGUUCUGCAAGUCUCACCCCUUCGCUUCCGUUCUGCCUUUCCCCAGGACUCUUGGCAGGGUUGGGGAGCUCUCACUUUCUGUCAGCACCUGGCUUUCUGUUCCUAGAGCCCACGCGCACCAGCAUUUUGAAAUCUGCAGAGGGCCUCCUCCCAGCUUUGCCGCCUGUGCUGCCAUUAGAGGACAAAGCAGCAUCCUCGUGGGCAUCUCUGUAACACAGAUGCGUGGACAGACACGUGCAUCCCGCCUCUUCGCUUCUUCGUGUGAGACUCAUUCUUCCCUGGUCGCUCGCUCGCUCGCUCGCUCCCAUUAUCUAGGCUUCCUCCUCUGACAUGCAGCCCUGGCCUUCUUGGGGCAGGCUGUUUGUCUGGGGAGCAGUGAGGAACUGAGACUGGCGAUGAGGAGCUGUUGCCUCCCACCAGUCGUCAGGAAGAAAGGCACCCACAUCUCCAUGCUAGAGACCUCUGUAAGUUAAGGUCUUCAUGCACCUUACCGUUUUCUCAUCUUAAAGUCGCUUUGUUAGUCUUCCCCAGCUAAAAAGAGAAAUAUAAUCCAAAGCAGAAAGAUGGAAAGAUCGUGCUGUGGUAUCAAACAAAACAUCUUUUGGCAUUCAGAGUCUGCCACUGAUUCGUUUUCAGGAGAAAACAAACGUUGAUAAGCUUUGCCAACGCACCAGGUAAUUUGCUCCUGCCUGUACAAUACUUUGGUUGGGGAAGAGAACUGAAUCCAGUGAUCCAUUUUCAACACCGCUUGAAGUCUGUAAUUCCCUGCCUUCACCCUCAUGCCUCUCAGUCACCACUGUUCAGUCAAGCUUGCAUAGUCCGAUUAGCCAGUAAUCUUAUAGAUGUAAUAUUGCCCUUUGUACUUUUCCAAGCUCAGGUCUUUAUUUCUGUAAUGGAAUUGUCCUGAUUCUCUUUCUCCAGAUUGCACCCUAAAGCUCUAUGCUUUCUCCCUGCUGCCCUCCCGCCCUCCCUGUGUUGGGCACCAGAACCUUCCCUCACUCCAUGCAGCCAGCAGGUAGGGUUUGCAUGCAGUAUGUAUCCCCAGAGCCCUUCUCAAGCUCGCCCCACCCAACCACCUCCCCGUCCUCCCGCUGCCUUCAUAGACUUGGAGCAUCCAAGGUCUCGGUUUCGGGUCUUCUUCCAGUUCAUGUCUCCAAACUCUUCCAGCUAUAGUCUGGGGGCAGCUGUAGAAACUUCCCCACUGGGGGAGAUCAGAAUAUUCCUGAUGAGCACAAGUAAAACUAGGGUUUGAGCCAUAGUAUGAAGAUGCGGGCAGGUGGGAGCCCAGGGGGUUGAGCGUCCCUCUGAACACUCCUGGGUCCCAAGGUCCAAGCCAAGGAAGGCAGCAGCCCGCAAAUCUGCCUCUCUCCUCCUCCUUCUGCCUGACUCCGCCAUCCCUCGGGACUGGAAUCCUGAACUAGAACAGGACCCGACACAGAGUAGUGACACUUCUGGGAACUUGAUCCUCACUCUGCCCAAAGCAGUGUGCCCCCCUCAUCUCAACUGGACUGGAGUAGAAGGACACCUGAACUUGCUCCUGGAGAGGCGUGUGCAGAACCCAAAGCAGGCUGGACAGAGCACCCCGAAGGAUUCUCAGAGAAGCCUGCCUCAUGAGAGAGUUGGACUCCAGGACCACAAUGUGAGCCUGUCUUUCUGCAAGUUCUUCUGACUUCCAAGGGAGAAAUGAGGCCCAGAUGGAUGGGGCAUUAGUCUUCACCAGAAGAGAGAUUAGCCACUGUGAAGGGUGGAGCGUAGGAGGCGUUCCAGAGAGACCCCAAUAGCCUGUUCCUACAGAGUCCUAGCAUUGUCUCCCUAAACAGGACCUUUUCCUCUCGCCUGGUGAUGGGGCAGCAAGCCCAACCCCAGGAGCAGAUCUAGGAGACUGCAUCCCUGUGGGGAUAGCUUGAGGAAAAAGGGUGAGAAGAAAGCCACAGAAAGAAACCUCUGCUGGGCCGGAAGCUGAACUGCUACCGUGGUAAUAUCACAGGUGUUACCCAAGGACUGAAGGCUGCAGAGACAGCCCAAAACUGAUGCUGCUCACAUCUGGAAGGCUGACAGCUUGUCCUCACGAGACAUGCCUGGCUGCUUUACCUGCACAGUCUGACGAAGAUGGUGGCCUUCUUUGUUAGGUGGCUUAAGAGUUGACUUCCCCCGCCUCCCAAUCCUGUCUUCACCAGUGCUGGCCAGGGCCUACACCAGCAGCACCCUCCCCAGGGUUGUGACUCACUCGGAUGAAGACUCCAGGGUGUCCUGGUCCUCCGUGCCCCAAGCUGUGCUGUGUGGCCCCGGCUGGAGGUGACCUCUGCAGAACAGGGAGGGGGGAGCCUAAGUCCCAGCUAACAGACUCAGGAGUCUAUUAUAGGGUGACUGGGUGAUUGGCAAACUUGGCUUGGCUCAUUCUUGCUGCAAGAAUGGGUGAAGACCACACAAGUGAUGAUCAGGGAGGCAUCUUGCUUGGGAGAUCAAGGGAAGCUGACUCUGAUUCCCUUGGCUCCCAAAGAAGCUGGUGCCCAUCACUCCAGAAGCAGGCAGAGCCCCCAAACAGAACCCAGCAUGGGAACUGUUAGCAGUGGCUUCCAGAAUGUGCGUGGGUCCCACGUGACCAAUCUGUAAAAAGAGGGAUAUUGCCAUGGCAACCCUUGCAUUCCACCCCGAGUUUGCCAAGGCACACAAAAAUAGGGAACAUUUUCUUAAAGAACACUUGGGCUCUGCCUGAUUGCAGCCUGACUCCCGCAUCCAUAUCCCGCUAGAGGGGGAAAUUACCCUCCAAGAAUCUGGUAGAUUCUUGGCCUUUUCCUCUUGUGUUUGAACUUGUCCUUCCAUUUCCCCAGGAGAACAGAAGCUACCUGUGAGCUGGAUAGCUGACCCCUCCACCCCCACACCUCUUCUCUCCCCACCCCUGGGGCCCAGAGCCAAGGCCCCUUAAUCUGGGCUAAAAGGCAGAAAUAUCAUCUGGAAGGCAGAAAAUAUUUUAAGCCUCAAUCUUUAAAAGCAUCUGCUUGCCUGUUGAGAAGCUCUCCCACAAGCCAGAAAUGUGAACUGAAGUGAACUGAAAUUUACAGUGGUCUUAGGCAAGCCUCGUGGCUUCAGAAGUUUCUAGGCAUUUUAUUUGCCGAGAGCAAGAAAUAUAGUACGAGUCUUCUUUCGUAAUACCUGCUCCUGUCUUGGAUUUCAUAUGACAGAUGGUCUACUAUCUUGUGGUUAGCCAAAAGCAUCUAGUAGGAGAGAUGGGAAGCUCAUUUUGACAAUAAUUCCCUCCCACCUCCCAUCCACAGAAUCAAAAAGUGAUGGCUCUAAGAACUGGGAGAGAGAUUUAUCUUUUAUUCCAAAUACCUUCUUUAGGCUUAAGUCCAGAACCAGGUCAUAAAUCAAAGAGAGUUUUGCUUUUAACCUUUAGCUAGCCACGUCCCUGGACCAUAGGAGGGCAAGACCAAAAGAUGAAAGACAUGAACUUGCCCACAGUUCCUUGGGUUGAGUUGGACUGGUCAGGGGUGGCUGCAGGCUGGGAAACAGUGUUUCUGCUCCACCCUUACACUCCAUCGCCUGGAAGCUGCUGAGCUCUACUCUUCCCAGCUGGGAGGUCCAACCACAUUGGGUUGGUUGACUGCACUUUUUCUCUGCAGACCUGUAGUGAUAGUGUUAUUCACCUGUCCCACUGACACAGAGUGGGAAUGUGGAACCCUGCUGCUAGGUGGGGUCUGCCCAUUUACUAUAAUGUGGGAUGAUACACAUGGCCCAAGCCUACAUGUCCAGACAUGGGCACAACUGGCUGCAUUACCAGUAGGACUGCAGAGCUACCUCCCCUAGAAAAUGCCCGUCUGAAAGGACUUCCUUUCAGAACUUUCUCCCUGGUCUCUCCAGUAACCCGCCCAGGGCUAACAGUCUGCAACCUGGAGGCCCUGUUGUAACCAUCCUCCCUUACCACCUCAUUGCUCCACUCUCCCAGGCAGGAAAGUAGUCUAUCAGAAAUAGAAGAGAAACAUUAUUCAGCAGUUAGGGUUUUCAACUUGAAUUAUUUCAAGCAAUGGCAAGAGAGAAGAGGAUUUGAACUGCCUCUUACAGACCCUGUCUCCAUGACAAUUUAAAUGUCAGAACUGUUCAGUGUCACUUCAUACUUCCGUGGCUAAGUCACUCAAGGGACCAUUCUUGGUCUUGUGGCUUUGCCAUAGAUACUUGGUUUGGAGGAAUAAGGCCAAGCACACAUGGCAGCCCAACAUUUCUCUUAGUAUCCCAUGCUUGUUACUGCUGCAUCCAGUCAUUGUGACAGCUAUGGUUUCUACUUAAUAUUGGUUCGGGGCCCUCUUCGUAUGGCCUCCAAGGACAUGCUGCCAGUGCUCCAGAAGUCUUCAAGGUAGAGUACAUUUGAUCAGUUGACUUGAAAUAUAGCCGCCAUGAGUCAGGUUUUGCUAUUCCCUUAACGACUCCUUCGGAAUCUGGACAAGAUUUGCCACCUUUCUGCCCCCAGGUCCUACGUUGAGUACUCUGCAAGGUAAGCCCAUGUACUCCCCUGCUGGGGGUAGCCCUCACCUACCUUUUAGCCUUGAGUAUGAUAAGUCGACUUGCAAACCAGUGCUGCUCACACAGCUAGAAGGUAUCGUCCAAGACACCAAGACAGGGAGGCUGAGACUGGAAUUUUCCAGUGGAGUAGAAAAGCAGGCUGAGGAGGAAGGAAUAUUCCAAGGAUAUUCAAGUGUGAGGCUGCUCCAUCUCCAGACCUGAAAGGGAAAAAGAAAGCUCUUACAGGGCUGUAGAAGCUGGUCUCUGAGAACAUUCCCGUGUAUGUGGCCUACUUUGGGAACAGAGAGGGGCUCGAGUGCCAGCUGCCUGCCCCCAUGACACGCACCACCAACUUCAAGAGGAAACCAGUUGCUCAUGUUUCCUUGGGGGAAGCUGACAACUGUCAAGGCCGAAGUGCUUCUCCUGGGCGGUCUGAGUUCAGACCUGUAGAACUGACACCAGGAGAACAGAAUUCAGAUUCAGAAGUGCGGGCAACACCAUCUAUAGGACGGACACAAGUGGCGGGACUGCAGGUACCCCCGUCCCCAACAGCCAGAUAACCUCAUGGGUCUCCCCUUCCUGGCUUGGAGUCCUCAUCUUUACAGACCAAGGGAAGGUAGACGAGAUGACCCAGAAGAGCCCACGCAUGCUGUGACUCAGUUCCUCUGAAACAAGUCAGAACGAAAGCCCGCCCUUGAGAGGCCCGAUUCCCCAUGGGUUGUCUUGGGGACUGGCAGUUUCCUUUCUAACCCAAGUCCCAAGAGGCAGUGGCCACUGUCUGUAGACAAAACCUUGCAUAGACAAAACCUUGCACACUGGCUUAUGUGUGGUGCCUUGCUGGCCACAGGCUUUGUUUACUCCCUGAGUUUGCUGAUUCGAGGGAGCUUCACAGAUGGGUGUGGUGUCCUGUCCUGGUCCAUUUGAAAACUAAGGGGGUUUGCUCCCCUUCCCAUGGGUCACGUGCACCAGAAGUCACAUCUAAGUGGGGCAAAAGAAGCAAAGCCAGUUCUGAGCCAAGAGGCUUGUUUCUCCAUCUGAGAAAGCAAACUGGAAACUACUGAAUAAAGAGCACAACAACUUCA